CUGAUCUUCGGUGUAUCUGUAAGGGAAGAAACGCACAAACAAACAGCGGCGCUAUGAACGAACAGAAAUGGAUUCAGACGUUAACUCAGUUUCAGGCUCACUGUCGUGGUUGUGUGAUGAGAAGAGGACUGAGUUUGGUUCAGGCUCAGUUUGAGGACAUUGUGCAAGAAAUUGAUGGAGGAUUGGAUCACCUGCAGUGGAGAGGAAACAUUAUUCCCAGACCUCACUUCACUGACACGGAAAGCCUGCUGCUGCGGUAUGAACGCUCUAGGAUUCAGUGCCAUGACCUUUUGGAUCGCUCAGAGAAGGAACAGAAUGAGGAAUGUGAGAAAUGUCUCCCACAGUCUGACAUCCAUGUACCAGAGAAAGACGAAGCUCCUGAAGCAGCCAGAAGUGAAACUUCCACACAUGUGGAUGAUGUUGAGGAUAAAAGAGGAGACAUCAUGGUCAUUCAAAACCUGAUGGAUGAUUGCUCUACACUUUGCAGUGAUCUGAAUUCUGAUGUCAGACAGAGCAGUUUAUUUCAGACAGGACCAGGUUUGCAUACACUUUUAAAAGACACAACACACACUCCUGAGUCUCUGAAGCAGCAGAGGAGCACUUUGGCCAUGGAGCUGCUGUGGAUUCAGCAAGCCAUCAGUAGCAGAAAGAAAUAUCUCACUCUCAAACAGAGAAUGGAUGUGUCACACUGAUUCUGGACCAGUUCAGAAGUGGACCAAUAUAUUCAGGGAUAAUAUUCUUAUUAGUUACUCUGUAACACUCACAGCACUGAAUGUUUCAGCAAUGUUGUAAAUAAAUGUUUAUUUAUGAGCUUGUUUUGUCCAUGAUAAAUUUGAAUAAUCUUAUAGAGGUGAUAUUUCAUAAAUAAACACAAGGUGCACUUGGAUGGA
Molecule: messenger RNA, 890 nt
Organism: Danio rerio (zebrafish)
Lineage: Eukaryota; Metazoa; Chordata; Actinopteri; Cypriniformes; Danionidae
Source: RefSeq, a predicted model, not a curated record